Messenger RNA from Beta vulgaris subsp. vulgaris (sugar beet), 1093 nucleotides. Its product is annotated as zinc finger protein 7. Lineage: Eukaryota; Viridiplantae; Streptophyta; Magnoliopsida; Caryophyllales; Amaranthaceae. The coding region runs from base 210 to 767 and encodes 185 amino acids. The transcript has a single exon. The record is from RefSeq and is a predicted model, not a curated record.
CCUAAAUGGGGCCACAGCUGAAACAUCAGAUAAUAUUUCUAAUCUCACCAUACUUAUUGUGGUUCCUCCCAACUCACUUUCUUUCUCUUAUGAUCCCACUUCUCUUGUUGUUAUCUUCUCCAUCUCCUACAUAGCAUAUCACUCUACUGAAGAACUUAAGAGCAGAACCACGGUUUCCAAAGUUCAAAUCUCGAGGUGUACGGCAAAAGAUGGUAGUUCAGAGUGAAGUAAUGACUGACAUAACAUCUAACCAAGAUCAAGCCACACAAAAUACAAAUUCGAACAUGGACGACAGCAAUCGAGGGUGGUUAAAACUGGGUUUAGAAGCAAAGCAGUUGUGCAUAACUGAAGAACUGAGUUCUUCAAGACCAAUUCCUGCUAAAAUUUUCUCAUGCAACUUCUGCAUGAGGAAGUUCUUCAGUUCUCAGGCUCUAGGGGGUCAUCAGAAUGCACACAAGAGAGAACGAGGAGCAGUGAGAAGAUUUCAAUCCAAACGGAUGAUGUCGAUGAUGGAAUUGCCCAUCAAUCCACUAAUGCCACGAUCACUCGGUGUGCAUCCCCACUCACUGGUACACAAAGCACAAAGAGAAGACUAUGCAUUAGCUGGAAGAUUAAAAUGCUCAAACAUAGGAUUUCCCAUUUCUUGGAACCAAAUAAUAAUGGACAGCACAACAGAUGUGAUGUGGCCUGGGAGCUAUCGCGUAAAUUUGCAACCUGUUGAACAGCAAGCAGAGGAAUCAAACCUUGAUUUGAAUCUUCGGCUCUGAAUGAAGUCCAAGCAACCUUCCUGCUUCACCAGGUUUCUGAACAAGACCGUACCCUUUCAAUGAACCAAGCCCCUACAACUUCGAUGUCCAGGUUGAUCGCUCCCCGGAGCAAAAUUCAGAAGUGAUCCUAAGAUCCCUAUCCUCUAAAUGUUCAUAAAGUUUAACUGUACAAGUUUCCAUUAGGUAGACAACUCGAUGCCCAAUAAUCCUGAAUUUGCUCAAGUACUGUACUUUAUAUAAUCAACUCAGCAAUUAUUGUAUAUGAUAUUUAUGGGUAUGUAAAAACCAGUUCCCUUUGAAUUAUGUUCACUACUUUUCUUCCUUAA